AUGCACCUGGAACUUCCGAUGACGCUCAGGAAUCACAACAUAUCUAUGUCCACGCUACAGAACCUCUGCCACGUGCUGCUCAAAGCCUUCCUAGUAGCGUGGCCGCUCGCCUACCCCGGUGGCGUCGUCGCCGUCAAGUGCUGGCGCGCGGGGGACCCCUUCCGGCUGGUGGCGCGCAUACGCGUCUGGUUCAGCAGCCUUGCUGGGAAACGCGAGCGGCCGCGGUACACGACGUACAGCACCCCGGAGCAGGAGGACGUGUACUGGAGGUCGGCGGAGCGGACCAGGCGGGCGUUUGGGGCGUCGGACGCGAACGAGACGCCACUGGGGGUGCCACUGGUGCGGUAUUAUGUGCCGCGGCUUCCGCCGGCGUAUAGGGAGACGAAGGGGGUCGACGCGGAGGCGACGGAGUACCAGCUCUCGCCGAGGGCGUUUUGUAAAUGGCAUAGGAUGGUGUUCCGGGGACCGAUGCACCCCACGUUAAAAGAGGCGGCGAAGCAAUUGCAGUAUUUCAGCAGCCGUGACCGGAGAGAGAUACACAGGAUAUCCAGGUUGGUGAGCGACGAAGAAGUGUUCUGCGGUGGCGGGAGACGGUGGACGCCACAUUAUGCGACGAUGUGGAAAAGGUGGCUAGAGACGAAGGGGCCGGACAUCGCCGUCGUGUUCGAAUAG
Molecule: messenger RNA, 672 nt
Organism: Trametes versicolor FP-101664 SS1
Lineage: Eukaryota; Fungi; Basidiomycota; Agaricomycetes; Polyporales; Polyporaceae
Exons: 3
Coding region: 1-672 (223 amino acids)
Source: RefSeq, a predicted model, not a curated record